Eurytemora carolleeae is the source of this 2172-nucleotide messenger RNA. It is a transcript of the gene aub, whose product is annotated as piwi-like protein Siwi. Gene Ontology annotation, molecular function: protein binding; piRNA binding. The record is from RefSeq and is a predicted model, not a curated record. Gene Ontology annotation, biological process: regulatory ncRNA-mediated gene silencing. Gene Ontology annotation, cellular component: P granule. NCBI's taxonomy places the organism in Eukaryota, Metazoa, Arthropoda, Copepoda, Calanoida, Temoridae.
AUGCCGAACUGGAGACUCUAUCUCUACCGUGUGGACAUGAAGCCUGAGGUCGAUUAUACAAAGGAACGAAAGUAUCACGUUCGUCAGAAUAAGGAGCCCGCCGGAAAGAAGUAUUUCUUCGAUGGAUUAUCAUCACAGUUCCAUCGAAGAAGUACUUCUUUCCGGCGAGCCCUCUUACCGUCUUCAAGUGAAAGAUUGGUGUUCAGUUCUAAGAGAGACUCUGACAACCAGAUCAUUGAGGUGACUAUCAAGUAUGUAGGCGAAGUUGAACCCGAGUCCAGUAGGUACUUGCAAUUUAUGAAUAUCAUGCUGAGGGGAGUUCUGGAGAAGCUGAACCUUGACAAGAUUGGGAGAAACUUCUACGACUCGAAGGCCGUGAUCAAAGAUCCCAAGCUUGUCAAAGUACACCUGGAGUUGUAUCCUGGAUAUGAGACCAGUAUCCGUCAGCAUGAGAACGAGAUCAUGCUGUGUGUGGAGAUUUCCCACAAGGUGCUUCGCACAGAUACUGUUCUUGAUAUGGUGAAGAAGGUGUCUGAAAGAGGAGGGGUAUCCUCUGAGAAGUUGGAUAAACUUCUGUUAUCUCAAAUAGUUAUCACUAAGUAUAACAACAAAACGUACAAGAUAUCUGAGAUCAGGCUUGAUAUGAGUCCAAAGGAUUUCUUCGAGACCAAGAAGGGAGAGAAGAUUCAGUACGCACAGUACUAUCUAGAUCGGUGGGGAAUGAAGAUAACUGAUCUGGACCAGCCACUCCUGGUUUCUAUUCCCAGGGAAAAGGAUAUGAGAGGUGCUGUACAGACUCCGGUCUUCCUAUCUGAUUCUGCACGCUGGCAUCCGAAAGGCCAGUCAUGUUGCAGAGUUCAGGUACAUGACUGGACUUUCGGAUGCACAGCGUGCAGAUGCCAAUCUUCUGUCAAGCUACAGAACUGGGUGAUUAUCUUCCCGCAGUCUGAUCAAAGAUUGGUUGAGGGUCUACUGAAGAACCUUCAAACUAGUUUUACUUGUACUCCUGAUUAUAUGACUGCACUGGAGAUGACAACAAAGCAGGCUGGGAUGCAGCUAAUAAUGGUCAUCAUUCCAAAUAAGACUAGUUCUGAUCUGUACUCGCUGAUCAAGAAGAAGUGCUGUGUAAACUCUCCAGUUCCAUCGCAGGUGGUUACAGCUCCGCUUCUCAAGAAGGAGAAAGGUCUGCAGAGUGUUGCAACGAAGAUAGCUCUACAGAUGAACGUUAAGCUUGGAGGAGAGCUCUGGUCGGUGAAGAUCCCGCUGCAGAACACAAUGGUGGUCGGGUUUGACACCUACCACGACUCCCAGAUGGCCGGAAAAUCAGUUGGAGCGUUGGUUGCCUCUACCAACCAAACCUUCACACAGUUCUUUUCAACCACCGAAAUACACUCGACAGUUGGGGCUGAGGAGAUCUCAAUGAAGAUCUGCACCAUGUUUCGGACGGCUCUGGCCUGCUUCAAGGAGAAGAAUGGAAAGUUUCCUCAGCGAAUCUUCUUCUACAGGGAUGGAGUUGGAGAGUCUCAGAUCCCGGUUGUCCAUGCUCACGAGGUCAAGCAGAUCCUAAAGGUUAUAUCAGAAGUCAGUCCUGGAACUAUGCUGACGUUCAUCAUUGUGAGCAAGCGUAUUCAGACCAGGUUCUUCCGUGGAACUACCAACCCAGCCUCAGGAACAGUUAUUGACGAUGUUGUUACAUUGCCUGAGAGAUACGACUUCUACCUCGUCUCUCAGUCAGUUCGACAGUAUGAUUUGAUAGAUUUAGAACUUGGUGACAGUGCAUCAUAUCCACACAUUUUUAAUCGAUUAUGUGUGACCAUCCUAUGUUAUUAUUUGAUCAUAGGCACUGUUCGUGUACCUGCCCCAGUGCAGUAUGCCCACAAGCUGGCCUACCUAGUAGGAACCAGUAUCCAUCAGGCGCCGGCCGAGAAGCUCAACAAGCUGUUGUACUAUCUGUAAAAUGUUGUAGUAGUUCUGAUCCUUGGAUCAAACUUAGAUACGAUAUUUCGGAUUAAGUAUCUGAAUGUUCUUUGCUAUCUAUGCGGUAUUUUUUGUUUUUUUUUUUCUCUAUGUGGUCAUGUUUUUUGUAUUGUUUUUUUCGUUGCGGUCAGGUUUUUUUUGUUUUUUUGCAACCAAAUCCAGUGAAUCAUGUAUUCUGUUAAAUUAAUAAAGUAU